UAUGAUAAUUAUUAUGAUGUAAACACUAAAGUGACUAAACGUAAAACUGUAAAGUUUACAAUACAUUUACAUUAAUAGUUUUUAUUUAUCUUUAACAUAUGUAAUAGAAUUUUCAAUUCAGAUUGAAGAGUUUACAAAAUAUAAAAGAAAAGUUAAUCUAUUUUGUCAUGCCGUGUGCACUGUGCAGUAGGUAUGCACUAAGCAGUUACCUACUUUUGCUGUUUUGAUGCCUUGAGAGUGUAAACCCAACAGGUCUCAAUAACUAAUCAGUCAUGGAUAAAAUGUUGAGUCAACAUUAUAUUUCUGCCAACAGCGGUUGCAGCACUCGCGUUGGAGAAAUAGAGCACAUGAGUCAUCUUUCUGAGCACAUCGGGUCUCUGUGCCUGUCGACAGAGUACUCUGAUGUGACACUGGUGGUGGAGGGGCAACGCAUCCCGGCGCACAAGGUUAUCCUCGCUGCCAGCAGCAACUACUUCCGGGCGCUGCUGUACGGCGGUAUGCGGGAGUCCAGCCAGUCCGAGGUCGAGCUUCAGGCGCCGUUGUUGGCUUUCAAGGCUCUCCUGCGCUACGUGUACUCAGGCCACAUGGGCCUGUCGUUGCUGCGCGAGGACACGGUGCUGGAUAUGCUCGGGCUGGCGCAUCAGUUCAACUUCCAAAAGCUGGAGGCGGCCAUCUCCGACUACUUGCGCCAGGUGCUGGCGCUGAGAAACGUCUGCUCGGUGCUGGACGCCGCCAGGCUGUAUGGGCUGGACUCCUUAAUGGACUACUGCUAUAACUUUUUGGACAGAAACGCACAGGAAGUUCUACAACACGACACGUUUCUGCAGCUUUCAGUGGAAGCGUUGCAAAGUCUGCUAGAACGCGAUUCAUUCUUCGCGCCUGAGGUGGACAUAUUCAAGGCGGUGUGCGGAUGGUUCAGUGCUAACCAGCAGUGGGUCCAGUCGGAAGCGGGCGCCGGCCAGGUGGAGAAGAUACUGAAGGGCGUGCGACUGACCCUCAUGAGUCUGGAGGAACUCCUGACGGUGGUGCGGCCGUUCUCGCUUGUGACGCCUGACAUGCUGCUGGACGCUAUUCAAGAAAAGACGCAGGCCAAGAGCACCGACCUGCCGCACCGUGGAUUGCUUCUGCCCGAGGAGAACGUGGCGACGGCGGCUCGGGGCGCGCGCGUGCUCACGGGCGAGAUGCGCAGCGCGCUGUUGGACGGCGACACGGACUCGUACGACAUGGAGUGCGGCUACACGCGCCACACCAUCAGCGACGCGCGCGACAACCCGGGCAUCAUCGUGCGCCUGCCCACCACCACCAUCAUCAACCACGUGCGCCUGCUGCUCUGGGACCGCGACAACAGGUCGUACGCCUACUACGUGGAAGUGUCCGUGGACCAGAAGGACUGGGUGCGUGUGAUCGACCACAGCAACUACUUCUGCCGCUCGUGGCAGCGCCUGUACUUCGAGCCGCGCGUGGUGCAGUACAUCAAGGUCGUGGGCACCAGCAACACCGUUAACAAGGUAUUCCACGCGGUGAGUCUGCAAGCAAUGCACACUGCCGUGGUGCCACCACUGCGUGACGGUCUCAUCUGUCCCACACACAACGUGGCCACACUCGAUCUAUCCGCCGUCGUCGCCGAGGGCAUCAGCCGCACCCGCAACGCGCUCCUGAACGGCGAUACGGAGCACUACGACUGGGAGCAGGGCUACACGUGCCACCAGCUGGGGUCGGGCGCCAUCGUGGUGCAGUUGGCACAGCCCUACCUGCUGUCGUCCAUCCGCAUGCUGCUGUGGGACUGCGACUACCGCCACUACUCGUACUACGUGGAGGUGUCGCUCAACUACUGGCACUGGGACAUGGUGGUGGACCGCAGCCGCGCCACCUGCAGGUCGUGGCAGGUGAUAAACUUCCCGGCGCGGCCCGUCUCCAUCAUUCGUGUGGUGGGCACCAACAACUCCGUCAACGAGGUGUUUCACCUGGUGCACCUGGAGUGUCCAUCGCAGGUGACUGUGAGCGAAGAGCUCGACGAGCAGCAAGGCUCCAAGAAACAGCGAGCAAUCGACGACCGACCCGAAAGAAGCUCAGAUGGCGGCGGGGCAGAAGAAGACAGCCCGCCUCGUGCGGUCUCGGUCGCACCCCGCGCCGACCCGCACGCUGAAACAGCCACCGAGGCCGAAGAGCUUGAUGACGCGGAAGAUUAGUGCAGCGUUCGCUUCAGUGCUACACUCCGAUGAAUUCCCUUUUGUAAGGGGUCUACCAGCUACACCAAACCAUAACAGUGCUGGGAAUGUGUCGAAAAAAAUAAUCAAGUCUAUUUGAUUUUGGGCGUAGCAGUCAGUGGCGGACCCGUACCCGAUACGUUCCCGGUCCGUCUACACUUGAUUACUAUAUCACUACGGCUAUAGGAAUCAUGGUGGAAUGGUAACUACACAGACCGAGCUGUAUCCUUGGGCAGUUUUUAGGGAGAUCAAAGGAAGGGCUGAAACCUUUCAUAUGCAACACUCCAUUCCACCAUAGAAUAAUACCGUGUAGAAGAAUAGUAUCCCGUGCCUAUAGAACUAGGGCAAACAGUAUAUAAUUUUAGAUACUGACAAUUAUUGUUAUUGUAACGAAAAAUUGCACAUCACCAUUUAGACAAAUUUUAUUAACAUUACUAAUAAUUUUAAUAAAAAACUCACUUUAUUCAAGUAGGUAAACUUAGACUAGAAUCAUACAUAAAAAUAAGGCUUGGGACAAACUAGGGCCCGUGACGUACCCGUAGAUAUAAGACAUCUAAUCUUUGAAAUCGUGCUCUUAAACUUGUUUUUAAUCACACCCACAUGAGCAAAAACAUUAGUUAUAACACUAAAUUAUUAGCUAAAUCAUAUCAUGAGAUAGGGGAGACUGUAAAAAAUUAUGUAAUAAUAAAAAUAUUAUACAGAAAAUCCUAGUGAACAUGUUGGAUCACUUUAUUAUCCUGAUAUUGUCAUAGGUAUUAGUAAUUUGUCAUUGUUAUCUUAAUCUUAGUAUAUAAAAAUGUUUGUUACCAGUGAACUCCUAAAAUAAUGUACGGAUUUUAAUGGCGAUUACUUCAUGGAGUGCAGUUUAGUCUAACUUGAGAGAUAUGAUAGUUUUUAUUUCGAUUUGGGACCCAUAAUUAUUUAUAUUUCCAAUAUUUGUUUUGUAUGGACAUAUUUUCUGCGAGAGAAUUUAUUGACGCGCGGUUUGACAGUCCUGCUGUGAAACAAUUUCAUUAUAACAGCAGGCAGCAUAUUUUACGAAAUAAUUCUUGAUGUAAUGAAAUAUUAUUGACGAAUUCAUAAAAAACAGUAUUUUAUUUUUUAUGCACAGAGCAACUAACAGUCUUAUGUAUCUCACAUCCUAGGUAAAACCUUUGUUUCAUUGUAUUAUAAUCUUAUUAUAAUAUAAUAUACUUAAUACUAUAUAUAUAUCUACAUAUGUGUAUGCAUUGCAGAUAGAACAGCUGUUACCUACACUUUAGCAUUUUUUUAAAUUUCGCACGUGUCUGUUGUCGCAUCGAACAGCGUAGUGUUGUCGUGCGUAAUUUAAUUUUUUUUUAUCUACACCCAUGCUUUAAAUCCUCCAUUAAAGAUUCUGAAACAGUUAGCAUAUUACCAACAUUAAAACACUCAAUGUUCUAAUAACCAUUACAACCAAUGUCGUAAUAACCAUUACAUCAUCCAAACGAGUGUUGUAAUGUUGUACUGAAUUUCAUAACAACACUCCUUGGUAUUUUUUUUCGAUCCCUUCAUGCGCAAAGAGUUUCAACAAACAGCCACAUUCUUAUUGCUCGAUGCAUGAUAUCUGUAUGAAUUUCAAUAAAAGAAAAUUUUCGUUUUCGCGCGUUCCACACUACCGUGAAACGCCGUAAAAAAAAUGUAGGUUAUUCGAAACCCCGCCAUUUUUCUUGAAAAAAUGAGCGAUUCAAGUAAAUUACUACUAAAAUAAAUAAUUAUUUCAUUAAUACUUAGUUUAUUUGUAUACAAUCAGUAAUGGAUGAUAUUAGGUUACUUGUAGGACUUUUUUUGAGGAUUCAUAUUCUGGGUGUAGAUAAAGUAUUGCAUGCAACUGUUGAUAAUUAUGUAUUAAAACACUCAUGUGAUACUAUUAUCACACCCACAUUCGUGUUUUAAUACCCCUCAUUACACAACAGUUGCAUAAAUAACUGUUAAUUUAUGUUUACCUUCGGUGAAAUCAACGCUUUCUUUUUGCUUAUUUAUGCGAGAAUUGUAAAGACAAAAGAUUGAUUUCUUUACGAAGGCCAGAGAAUUAAAAGCAGCGCUCCCUAGGCCAUCUAGGCAUGACCUCAUGUCGGCGAUCUAGGUGUUAUUAAUUUAAAAUGAUAAUGUUUAAAUCUGGAUAUCCAGCGAAUUUUAUGCCAAGUUAUAUCACAUUCUUUUCAGUAGUUCAUACUAUAGUCUCCCUAGAAUUCAAGAAUGUUUGAAAUUGUGUAAGUAUUUCAUCUUAAAUGUUGUUUUUCUUUAUUUCUUAGUGCGGAUGCCAUUUGGUAAAUUGACGACCAUAGGCCCGUCCCUAGUUUGCCUCAAAUAAUUCGCCUGUGACGAACAUUCACGUAUAAUGACACUAAAAGUAAUAACUUUCGUACAUACCGCGUAAGGUGAAUACUUAUUCACUUGAAUGGAAAGGUGUGUAAUUGGAAAGAGGAGAAGACUCCUUGGUUAUGAGAUGAUAAAGUCAUCUUAGUAAUAUGUUAUAUCUUGAUACAAGAACGUUAAAUAUGAAUGACGGUCGUUGAAGUAUUGCUGAACGGUGGCCCGGUGAGCAACGCCCGCGUCUAUUUCGCUAACCGGUUCAAGACUUGAACAUUGAUACAACCGGCAAUCACCGAACAAGCUCUUCAGCCUAGCGAAACUAUAAGAAAAAUUGGUAAUUAGUAACUACCAAGCCGUUAUGUAGCUACUACUUACGUGUUCUACUUGUGACAAGCAAAUAGGUUGUACUAUUUAUAGUAUUUUCUUUAAUUAACGCGAGUGUUACACAUUUAAAUAAAACACUUUUUAAAGGAUUAAAAUACGUGUUAUUGUAACUGUGUUUUUACAUAAGUUUUUGCGUGAAAGUUAAAUUUUUAUUAUUUUAGUUAACCCGACGUUUCAAGACCUUUCCAGAGGGCCUAUCAUCAACUUUUAAUAAGCGAUGUGAUUCCGAUGCAGUUCAGUUUAGGUACCUAAACUGAAUCACUAAAAUUCGUACCAUGAAGUACCUUUUACCGAAUGACGUUUGGAUCGCUUAGGAAGAAUGAACGAAAUAAAUUUGUCUGUGGUCCGCGGUGUGAGAAAGAGAUGACGCUCUACAGUCGUUGCAUAAGUUUGUCUCUCUUACUCCAACCAUACGCGUUGCGUUUCGAAAGCUAAAAUGAUAUUGUUUUAGCGGUUUUUUUGCGUAGUAAAUACAGGGUGGACCAAAAGUCCGUUUAUAAUUUGAAUGAUGAUUUAAAAAAAAGUAAUAACAGUAGAUCAAAACUAUUUAUUGUUUUCGAUAGUAAACAAAAGGGGAAUUUAUUUCCUAAAAAUCACAUCAUCCAUAUGCAAUCCUUCAUUAUUCUGGCAUUGUUGCAAUCUAGAGCGGAAAUUUUCGAUGACAGCUUUACAUGUUUGUGUUGAGAUGUUUUGGAUUUCUGUGCGCAUACGAUCCUUUAAUUCGUCAAGAGUUACUGGGUUGGUUGGCUGGAAUGCAGGGGUUUUUGAUCACCAUGACAUAGUGUCAGUCCAAUAACGACAAUUUUGUCUAUUAACAUGCCCAUUUAGGUGGAUGUGUGCCUUGUUGAGAAAAAAACGUUUGUAAAACUGGUGAAUCGCUCUACCAUUUCGUUCGCAAACUGCAACUUAGUGGCAUGGUCCUGAGCCCUUAAUUCCUGCACCAUUUGGAUUUUAUAGGAAUGUAGACUUAAAUCUUUCUUGAGAAUGCGGUUUAAUACAUCAUUAUCUUGGCACGUUAAGGACAGCAGACCGCUUUCGAGUUGAUAGUCCAGGUUGGUCACGAACAGACGAUUUUACUCGCUCCACGUUUUCGGGGUCCCUCGACGUUCUAGGCCGGCCAGAUCGAGGUAAAUCCAUUGUUGAACCCGUCUUCUCAAACUUGAGCACCCAUUAUUUAAUUUACACACCUGAUGGAGCUUGAUUUUUGUGUCGUAUCUUGUAAUGAUUGCAUAACUUUCGUUGAGCUAAGGUCGCAGAAUCGUUGUUUCGAUAGUACUCGCGUACACAAAAUGCACGUUGACUACCGCUAAACGACGCCAUGGUACUAAAUUCCCAUUGGCCGCUCUUGCAAUGCGUAACACCUCCACCCCCCUCCGCCGCCGCUGCUAGACGCGGCAACCGAUUCAAAUGUAAAUGGACUUUUGGUCCACCCUGUACUAAACAUUCAUUUUAAAAUUGAAAACCAUCAAGACUUUUUUUUGUAUUUAUUAAAUAAUAGUAAUAUAAAUAAAUAUAGUUCUUUGAAUUACAAAUUAAAUGUUUGCUUAGGUGUUUUCGUAAAAAUAACGAGUUAUUAACAAAACGAUUCAAUUUCCUCUAAGUAAGUAGCAACUUUUUUCAAAUCGCUCACUUUGACACAUAAGCGAUCUAGUUUAGGUUGAAAUAUUACCUCAUGGUACGAAUGAAUGAACGAACUUAAUAAGUUUGCGAUUCAAUUGACAUCAUUGCGAUUUAAUCAGUUGAUUUGACGUCAACCUAAAUUAUAUAGCUCCAAUCACGUCGUGGUACGAAAUAGCAAAGCAGUUCAUUUUAGGUUGUCAAUUGAAUCGCAAUAAGAGUUCAUGGUAGGCCCGCAGGUCUCGUUUUUAGGGGGACUGCAAAUGAAAUGGUAAAAUAAUAAUAGCACUUAGGCUCUUUGAGGGCUGUUCUUGUUUGAAAUCAUCUUCAUAUAUUUCAGUUUACAUGUUUAUGAUAAAUAUGAAAGCUUUUUAUCUCAUACUUAUAUAAAUUGGUACAACUGAAUCCUGUAGACUUAAAUUAAGGAUUGGUUUCCGCCGCGCUCCAACUAGUUACCGCAGGCGUUAUCGCAGAAUGCGGCAACUAAUACUACGCCCAAGUGGUCGUACUCAAGCCAGUCUCGAACAAUGUAUGAUGAUGUGCCACAUGUUCUGUUAAUCCUUGCUCAUAAAUUAAACUAAAAUGCCGGUUUGCGUAGUAAAACUUUGUAUAAAUAGUAAAUACAUAAAUCAAUAAGUAUUUUGAAUUUCUUUAAUUAAAAUGUGAAAUAACAUGAAGUGUAUGUUACAAAAUUUUAAAAAUGCCAUUGAGUGUCAUGAUGCAAUGCACACAAGCAUCUAUUAGUUGCCGUAAUAAAAAAGCUAUUGUUCUUAGGUAGUGUGGUACCUAGUUGAGCGCAGCGGAGACCACACCUUAAUCUAAGCCUGUAGGUACAAUAUUUUGGUUUUCAUGUUAUAGUAGGUAAUAAUAAACAUUAUGUAUAAGCUUUGUAUAGUAAAACAAUAACAGUGAAAAUGACUAAAUAAGGUAAAUGGAUUACAAUUAUUAUUUUAAAUGUAGACCGACAACAGCUUUUGGUGAAUAUUUUUAUAGUGUGACACAUAACAUUAUUGCAAUUAUAUAAUAUUCAUUUUUAUUUAGUUAAUAUAGGAAUGUGAUCUUUUUCUCUGUCCACACAUUAAGGUUAAGUAAACUGUGAUAGAUACUUAUUAUUUUAAUGUAUGUUUCAAAAUAAAUAUUAUUAUUAA
Molecule: messenger RNA, 7690 nt
Organism: Leptidea sinapis
Lineage: Eukaryota; Metazoa; Arthropoda; Insecta; Lepidoptera; Pieridae
Gene: BTBD9
Product: BTB/POZ domain-containing protein 9
Exons: 15
Coding region: 273-2189 (638 amino acids)
Biological process (GO): modulation of chemical synaptic transmission; adult locomotory behavior; circadian behavior
Molecular function (GO): protein binding
Source: RefSeq, a predicted model, not a curated record